Serinus canaria (Common canary) is the source of this 2088-nucleotide messenger RNA. RefSeq names its product SS18L1 subunit of BAF chromatin remodeling complex (gene SS18L1). Gene Ontology annotation, cellular component: nucleus. NCBI's taxonomy places the organism in Eukaryota, Metazoa, Chordata, Aves, Passeriformes, Fringillidae. Gene Ontology annotation, molecular function: transcription coactivator activity. Gene Ontology annotation, biological process: positive regulation of transcription by RNA polymerase II; positive regulation of dendrite morphogenesis. The transcript is spliced from 11 exons. The record is from RefSeq and is a predicted model, not a curated record. Bases 1 to 1209 code for a protein of 402 amino acids.
AUGUCGGUUGCCUUUGCUUCUGCUCGCCCAAGAGGCAAAGGGGAGGUCACCCAGCAAACUAUCCAGAAGAUGCUAGAUGAAAAUCACCACCUAAUACAAUGUAUUAUGGAUUAUCAGAGCAAGGGGAAAACUGCAGAAUGUACUCAAUACCAACAAAUCUUGCACAGAAACCUGGUUUACUUGGCAACAAUAGCAGACUCUAACCAGAAUAUGCAGUCCUUGCUUCCUGCUCCACCAACGCAAAACAUAAACUUGGGCCCGGGAGGGAUGAGUCAGAGCGCCUCCAACCAAUCCCUCCACUCGCAGAGCAAUCUCAGCGAUGCCAUCGGGACCGGCCUUCCUCCUUCCUCCCUCAUGCAGAGUCAGAUUAGCAAUGGUCCUAACCACGUGUCUAUGCAGCAGUCAGGCCAGAACACCAUGCCCACGACCUCUCUGAGCAUGAGUGUCAGCAGCCAUGGGACUGGCCCUGGCUACAGCCACACAGUGCCUGCGUCUCAGAACGUGCCAAUGCAAGGCCAGGGCUCCAUAGGCAAUUACGUCUCUCGAACAAACAUCAACAUGCAGUCCAACCCAGUCUCCAUGAUGCACCAGCAAGCAGCAACGUCACAUUACAACUCAGCACAAGGAGGGAGCCAGCACUACCAGGGACAAUCCUCCAUUGCCAUGAUGAGCCAGAGCAACCAAGGCAACAGCAUGAUGGGGCAGCGACCCAUGGGCCCUUACAGAGCUUCACAGCAAGGUUCCUCGCAGCAGUACAUGGGUCAGGAAGAAUAUUACAGUGAGCAGUACAGUCAUGGCCAAGGCUCAUCAGAACCCAUGAAUCAGCAAUACUAUCCAGAUGGACAUGGUGAUUAUGCCUAUCAGCAGUCAUCCUAUACUGAACAGAGCUACGACCGGUCGUUUGACGACUCUACACAACACUACUAUGAAGGAGGAAAUUCUCAGUACAGCCAGCAGCAGGCAGGAUACCAACAGGGAGCUGCACAACAGCAAACAUAUUCCCAGCAGCAAUACCCAAAUCAACAGAGUUACCCAGGACAACAGCAAGGAUAUGGUCCUGCACAAGGAGCCUCUUCACAGUAUUCCAGCUACCAACAGGGACAGGGGCAGCAAUAUGGAAGUUACAGAGCUUCCCAAACAGGCCCAUCCGCUCAGCAACAGAGGCCUUAUGGCUAUGAGCAGGGACAAUAUGGAAAUUACCAGCAAUAAAAGAACACAGUGCUGUGUCAGAUUCCUUUCAAUAGUAUCUCAAUCUUUUGAACUGGAUGUACAGGCAGUUUUGAUUAAUUGUAAUAUGUUGGUUACCCCUUAGCACAAAGCAGCGUCUGUAUGUGAACAGUGUUCAUUUCAUGCUGGAUAUGAAGCAGUGCACUACUGGUAACAAGACAAUGCUUUAAUGGUUUGAUAUUUGGUGCUGUGUAUAGUACUGUAUGUUGAUACAACACAGAAGUUUUUCAUUUACCCUCUCUUGUCCCAUUCUUGAUGUUUCUGAAUAGCUUUAGGAUCAUUAGAUCACAGUUGUGCCCCGUUCUGGAAAGCAGCCAGGUUGUUCUGCAGUCUGGCCCAAAGCAAAGCCCAUCAGUCACAUCUCAGUCCAGGGAAGUUCCCUGUGGUAAGUUACUGGUGUUUUUUUUAACUGGAUGCAUUGAAGAUUACCUGCCAGCCUCCAAAAUCCAUGGCUCUUCAGUUUACUUCUACAGAACAAGGGGAUGGAUACAUUCCUUAUAAAAUGUCAGUUCUGUGCUAUAUGACAAAAAGUAACUGCAACUUCUAUAAUACCUACCUACCCACCCCAAUCCUAUAAUCUGCAUAAGUCCACAUUUCUCUUGUGAAAGGUACAGAAAGAGGAUCCAAACCUAUGAUCAUAGAAAUGUUAAUAAACAGAUGCACCUUUUAUAUGUCCAUGUACAUAUAAAAACAAAGGUAUUUCUGUCGUGGAAAGAAAACCAGAAAGGAGCUCUGAGACCUGCAGUGUCAGCCUGCUCGACAUCAAUAUUGCUUCAUAUCGUGCUUAGCUGAGAAAAAUAUCUGGCAGAAGUCCCAUCUUGAAUAUCCUACUCCAAAUUUUAUAACUUGCAUAUACAUUUU